Bombyx mori (domestic silkworm) is the source of this 6210-nucleotide messenger RNA. It is a transcript of the gene ifc, whose product is annotated as sphingolipid delta(4)-desaturase DES1. The transcript has 7 exons. NCBI's taxonomy places the organism in Eukaryota, Metazoa, Arthropoda, Insecta, Lepidoptera, Bombycidae. Gene Ontology annotation, biological process: ceramide biosynthetic process. Gene Ontology annotation, molecular function: sphingolipid delta-4 desaturase activity. The record is from RefSeq and is a predicted model, not a curated record. Gene Ontology annotation, cellular component: membrane. The coding region runs from base 181 to 1146 and encodes 321 amino acids.
GUCAGUCUGUCAGUAUCUGAAUUGGUGGGGUGUGGGUGAACGUGUUUACUUAAAUUAUAUCAUAAAAUAAAAAUUAAAAACAUCUUAGCAAUAGGUUUUAUCUCGUGAUGACAUAGUGCAAUUCGUUAUACAAAUAUUGAGUUUGUCUUAUGAACUGAAUAAGGAAAUACUGAGAAAAAAAUGGGUGCUAAAGUGUCUAGAACGGAUUUCGAAUGGGUUUAUACGGAGGAGCCUCACGCUAGCCGCCGAAAAAUAAUUCUAGAGAAAUAUCCUGAGAUCAAACAGUUGUUCGGCUAUGAUCCUCUUUUCAAAUGGGUCGUGCUCAGUAUGGUCCUGGCGCAGUUCGCGAUGAUGCCCAUAGUCCAGCACCUGAGCUGGCCGAUGACCCUGAUUCUCGCCUACUGCUUCGGCGGAGUCAUAAAUCACUCUCUGAUGCUUGCGAUCCACGAGAUAGCGCAUAAUCUAGCGUUCGGUCACAAUCGCCCAUUACACAACAGGCUAUUCGGAUUCUUCGCGAACCUCCCGAUAGGCGUACCGAUAUCGAUCAGCUUCAAGAAAUACCAUUUGGAACACCACAGGUACCAAGGAGACGAAGUUAUAGAUACUGAUCUACCGACCCUGCUGGAAGCAAAACUGUUUUGCACGACGGGCGGGAAGCUGUGCUGGCUGUUCUUGCAGCCCUUCUUCUACGCCCUGAGGCCGCUCGUGGUCAGGCCAAAGCCGCCCACGCCCCUGGAGCUCAUCAACCUGAUCAUUCAGCUGUUUUUCGACGCCGUCGUCGUGAAGCUGUUUGGUUGGAAGGUGCUGGGGUAUUUGGUGUUUGGUUCGCUGAUGGCGAUGGGCGUCCAUCCAGUGGCGGGUCAUUUCAUAUCCGAGCACUACAUGUUCAGGAAGGGCUUCGAAACGUAUUCGUACUACGGGCCCCUGAACUGGAUCACGUUCAACGUUGGCUACCACAACGAGCACCACGACUUUCCCGCGGUCCCAGGCCGGAGGCUGCCCGAGGUAAAACGCAUAGCUUCGGAGUUCUAUGACACGCUGCCUCAACACAAUAGCUGGUCAAGCGUACUGUAUGACUUCGUGAUGGAUCCUGAAAUCGGUCCUUACGCCAGGAUGAAAAGGAAGCACCACGGCCUAAAGAGCUAGGUACAGGUUAUUAUUAAAUAAAAAAUAUGUAUACAUAUAGAGGACAGAAGGGCUAUUUGAUUUAAGCGAAAUUUCGAUGGAUACGCGACAUUUAUCUUUGUAAUUAGACGUACGUUUUAUUUGGUAUCAGCGUCAACAGUUCGAUGUUUUUAACUGAACUUCAAUUAUGUUUACUCCAUUCGAAUAUCUGAAGAAGUAUUAUUUUUGAUAAUUUUUACCAAAUUUUAACCUACAAAAAAAAAGGUUAAUUGUGUGGACGAGCUCACAGCCCACCUGGUGCUAAGUGGUUACUGGAGUCCAUAAGCAUCUAUCAACGUAAAUGCCGUCACUCGCUUUUGAGAUAUGAUUUCUAAGGUUUAUAGUUACAACGGCUGCCCCACCCUUCAAACCGAAACGCAUUACUGCUUCAUGGUAAAAAUUGGCAGGGUGGUGGUGCCUAGCCGUGCGGACUCACAAGAAGUCCUACCACCAGUAAAGGGUUCUCCUGUAAUGUCGCUUAAACUAAAUCGCCUUUCACCCCUCGAUAUCUAUUAACAUAUAUGAGACAGUCAGCGCAAAAGUGCCCUAAGCUUUCACUAUAGUCAGUGUGGAGGGGUAUCAUAAUGAGGGGUCUGAACUUAAUUUUUACACUACUUCGUUGGCAAAAACAAUACCGUAAAAUGUGGGAAUUUGGACACUUUUUAAGUUCAACAUUGUUUUUUAUCGUUUUUAAAUUUUCAUUUAUAAUGCAUUAAGAUAUUGUUUAAAAAGAAUAAUCAUAAGAAGUUACAAAAACUCACUUGUCCCUAUUCACCCAGGCUAUGGGGGGGGGGUGAAUCGGGUCGAUUAAGAGGACAAUAGAGUUUUUCGAUAGUGUUGGCACUAUUUAGUUGUUAGGUAGGUACCUAACUUUAGUUAAUUAACUUUUUAAUAUCUUUAAUGAGUUACAAAACUUUGAUGACUAAAUUGAGCUAUUUAAUUUUCGUGAAUACUAAAUAAAAGUCAUAUUCAGUUGAACAAAUUAAAUCGAACAGCUCAACAAAGAACUGUGACGUCCCAGAUUUGUUCCUAAUUCUAACUCUAGUCUCUAUUCCCCCCAAUCAACUGUACUUAACUUGUAUUGACAACUGUAACAUGACAACUAUGAAAUUCAUCGCUUGCAUCAUUCCACGUGCGUUGAAAUUAACGUCAGACGCAUACUGUCGACCCGGAUCCGUAAAGUUUCUGACGCCGUAAAACGUGAAUCCCUGAACGACUGCCGCAAUGACGGAACCACAGAUUGCAGUGAAUGCGCGAAAAUAAUGUUUACAAAGCCAUAUGUUAUCUACGGGUGAUACUAAGCAUAGGCCAGUUUAGCAUUUAUUAUGUUUUAAAUAAAUUGCAAUAUAUUAUGUAUAUGAUAAAUUGUGGGUUAGGUCACUUUUGCGCUGACGACCUCAUUUAAUAUAUUAUUUAAAUGUAAAACCAAUGUUUAAAGGGUUCCUUUUUAUGAGAGAAAUCGCUUCUCGUUUGUAAACUUCAGUUAACUGAAGCUACUUCGCUGUAAGCGAACGUGUGUGAGAUAUAAUAUUUGUACUAUAGAUAUUACUUUAAAUUUUUGAUAUUGAUGCACGCGUAUAGACGAGGUUGCAGCUGAUCGUUGAGCGGUUACCGGUGCCCAUGGGUAGCAACGCGUGACUGCAUCGUAACGUGAGCUCGAAAUGCCGAAUCGUUGAGAAAGAAUAUAGCGCGUACUAAAAGCGUUGUUUGGCUCAAAACUAGUCCUAUACCUAAUAAGUGCAGAUAUACACACACACAGUAAUUCGCACCUUUAGAAUUGGGAAUGGAAUGUUAUAAGAACAAAGAUAAAUUAUACCAAUUAAUGAUUACAUGUUUUGACAAAGAAUUCUAUUACCCAAACUAUUUUCUGAUUAAAACAUGCGUUGGUGGCCGCAUGAAAUAAGUUGCGGGUCGUUGCCUGGAGAGCCCUUUACUUACCUUUACUAGACCUAGAUUUGAAGGGUGAGACAGCCGUUGUAACUAUACUGAGACCUUAGAACGCAUAUCUCAAGGUGGGUGGCGUAUUUAUGUUGAUGUCUAUGGGUCCCAGUAACCACUUAACAUCAGGUGGGCUAUGAAGCUUGUCCAUCCAUAAAUAUAAUAAAAAAAAAAAAAGCGACAAUCCAAAAUUAUUAUUUUUGUUAAACUCCAGAACUGUAAUUGAAGAUUUGAAAUGUCUUCGUUUUUCGAUUUUAAUAUUUUAAGGUAUGCGGUUGAUUUAAAAGAGACAGAAAGAGUACUUUGUCUUUUUCUGGACUAAAAGACUGUUUAAUUUUAUAAACUGAUAGAAUAAAUGUUUUAUCAGUAAUUCGAAGUGUAAAGCUCGUUUUAUUAAAUUUUUUAGUUAAGGCCCUUCAAUUCUUAAGGUGCGAAUUAUAUUACUUUUUUUUUUCGGUUUCCGUGAGUCAUACAAUUAAAUAUAGUUAAAGCCACUUUUACGGAUUAAAUUAGAUUUUACAAAAAUAACAAUAAAGAAAAUAAAGAAAGUCAAUGCAUUAUUCUAAUGUACUCGAAAUUAGAAUUUUCUAAUGAAAAAUUUUCUAAUGAAAUUUUCUAAUGAAAUAUGUACUCAACAAAUGUUCACGAUUGACUUCCACGGUGAAGGAAUAACAUCGUGUAAUAAAAAUCAAACCCGCAAAAUUAUAAUUUGCGUAAUUACUGGUGGUAGGACCUCUUGUGAGUCCGCGCGGAUAGGUACCACCGCCCUGCUUAUUUCUGCCGUGAAGCAGUAAUGCGUUUCGGUUUGAAGGGUGGGGUAGCCGUUGUAACUAUACUGAGACUUUAGAACUUGUAUCUCAAGGUGGGUGGCGCGUCUACGUUGUAGAUGUCUAUGGGCUCCAGUAACCACUUAACAUCAGGUGGGCUGUGAGCUCGUCCACCCAUCUAAGCAAUAAAAAAAAAUAAAAAAAAAGAAUAAUGCAUGCCUCGGCCUUCCAUGACCACGUUAACGGUAAUUCGAAGCGUCAGAAAUAAUACAGUGAGCGUAAAAAACGCGAGAUUAAACCUGUAAAUUAAUUUUAAUUAAACCGUAAAAGUAGUUUUAAUAAAACCGUAAAAAAUAUUUUAAUUUAAACAUCAACAACUCUACAAAAUUAUACCUAGCGUUUUGAUAAAAAAGCCUAUACAGGGGUAGAUUAAUUAUAUUAAAUGCUUGCUAGCAGUUACUGGGUAUUUAUGAAAUUUUGUGCAAAAAAAAAUUUGUUACAUAAUUGUUUACAAAAAAAAAAUGCAUUAUAAUAAAUUUAUCGUAUCGAUGGGGUGAAAGGCUAUUUUUUUAAAGCGACAUUUUUGAAACUUUACUGGAGAGCUGUUUAAAGUGUAAAAUUGGAAAAAAAAAUAUCAUGACAAAAAAAACUCCCUCAGAUAUUUGAAUGUAGUAAAUUUAAUUGGAGUUCAAUUAUAAACAUCGAACUGUUGAUGAUGAUACUAAAUAAAAUGCACCUUUAAUUACAAAGAUAAAUGUCGCCUAAAUUAAAUACCCUUUCAUCUCUCAAUAUAUGGACCGUUUAUUUUGAAAGUGGUGUAAGUCCAUUUUCUUUUGUUUCGAGAAAAUUAAAGGUUGCUAUAUUUGUUGAUUUAAAAAUAUAGGCAAAUCAUAUGAGGUCUGGCUACACCACCUACCUCUGUCAAUUGGACUUACACCACUUUCAUAAUCCAUGAUUAUGCAAUUUCAUUUACCGACCGAUUUUAAGUUGUACAAAACAUGGGAUUUUUUUGAGAAAUUAAACACGGACUAGUUAUAUAUAAAAAAAUUACAUUAAGUUAAGCAUGAAUUACGUGAUAGCUCAUUUUUCUCAAAAUUGAACUUCACCACUUUCAAAAUAAACGGUCAAUAUAAUAAUAUAUUUUAUGGAUACAUAACGCGCCGAUUCGAUUCUUAGCUGAGCGAAUUACGUAUUUUAUAAAUACGAGUGUAAUAAUUGAAAUUGAAUUAGUUUUCUCAAAUUUAAUUCAAUUAAUUAACUCGUAUUCUAUUAAUAUAAUUGGAUUCAGUUAGUUGCGUUAAGAACGUUUUCAAAUCGUGUAUUAGAUUUCGAUUAAAACACUAAAUGUAUUUGGAAGCCUAUGGGUCAUAAAUUAAUUUUAUUAAAGGAGAGUUGAGAGGUUUUUGGGGUUAUAUUUUUAAUAAUACUGUAUACACAAGAAAUCAAUAAUAAAACUUAUUUAUUGUUAUUGUAAAAUAUGUUUUUUCUUAGUUUUAACUCAUAUGAAAGAGACUGUAGUGUAUCUCUUGUGUUACUUGUAUAGUUUUAUUUUUACUACCUGUAUAGGCAGACGAGCAAACGGGCCACCUGAUGGUGAGUGGUUACCGUCGCCCAUGGACAUCAGCAAUGCCAAGGGCGGAGCCAAGCCGCUGCCUACCGUUAAACACUCUCCACAAGCCUCGUUUGAAGAAGGACAUGUUAAAUCAUGGAAACCUGACUACGCCAAAUACACGAAUCCUCCCCCCCCAUUAUCUGAAGCGUAUUGGUCCUGUAUUCCCCCCCCCCCAUUAUUUGAAUCGUAUUGGUCCUGUUUCGACUUAUAUUCUUCCUAAUUACAAUUGCUUCAAAUAAUUAUUUAAAUAAAAACACUAUAUUGGCGUUAUAGACUCUUAUAUUUUAAGAUAACGUUAGAAGAACUAAACUUGACUUGUAAAUAGUAUAUUUUGAUCUAUAAUCGAAUAUCAGUUGUCAUGUCAUUAACAGCAGUCAGAACGAGACGCCCAUAGGUUGAGGCUUCGUACUCGUCAGACCGGUCGACUUUAGUAUUAAUGUGACGUGAUUGCGUUCACGAAUGCUCACAACAACUCAUCGGCGUACCGACAGUGUUAAUGACACUGGCGAAGGUAGCAUCUGAGCCGCUUAUUGUCAGCGCAACGUAUCGAUACAUUUAUUAUAAAAGUUUAAUUGUAUGUUUAUUGGAAUUAUUACAUGUGUAUUUUAAUCUCAAAUCGAUAUGUUGAAUUUAGUUUUUUUGUUUUGUUUGGAAAAUAAAAUACUCAAAAUUGUAUUGGAUAUUACUUAUAGGGACUUUAAAAAAAUAAAAUUUAUAAAGUUUUAUAAA